This is a messenger RNA of Thalassophryne amazonica, 1112 nucleotides long. RefSeq names its product NAD synthetase 1 (gene nadsyn1). NCBI's taxonomy places the organism in Eukaryota, Metazoa, Chordata, Actinopteri, Batrachoidiformes, Batrachoididae. Gene Ontology annotation, biological process: NAD+ biosynthetic process. The coding region runs from base 222 to 1097 and encodes 291 amino acids. The transcript is spliced from 8 exons. Gene Ontology annotation, cellular component: cytoplasm. The record is from RefSeq and is a predicted model, not a curated record. Gene Ontology annotation, molecular function: glutaminase activity; NAD+ synthase (glutamine-hydrolyzing) activity.
CUUGGAUGUGCUGCUACGCCACAGACCCAUGCUGCUCUCUGUUGUGGCUGGUGUUGGCAUUUUUGCCAAAAAGCUCCGACAUUUCUGCAUAAACCCUGGAAACCGCGUUAUGGUCGUUCUUGCCAUAUAAUCCGUGGAAUAUCCUCCCGCUGAUACCCAGUCUACAACCUUCGGACAACCAUCCCGUACUGUUGGGAAACACCCUUACUCUCCGCACGCACAUGAAUAUCAACAUAGAUAUGGCGGUGAAAGGCAUUCUGGGUAUCUUCUCUGUGGUUACUGGGAUGUUGCCUCGUUUCCAGUCUAAAGGCGGAAGUCUCAGAGAAAAUGUGGCCCUGCAGAACGUGCAGGCUCGUGUCAGGAUGGUGCUGGCCUACCUGUUUGCCCAGCUGAGCCUGUGGUCUCGGGGAAGACCAGGAGGACUGCUGGUGCUGGGCUCGGCCAACAUCGAUGAAAGUUUGACCGGAUAUUGUACCAAGUACGACUGCUCCAGUGCUGACAUCAAUCCAAUCGGAGGCAUCAGUAAGACCAACCUGAGGAGCUUCCUGCUCUAUUGUGUGGAUCAGUUCCAGCUGUCAGCUCUCAAAGGCAUUUUGGCAGCUCCGCCCACAGCUGAACUGGAGCCUCUGACUGACGAACAGGUGUCACAGACAGAUGAGGUGGACCUGGGAAUGACCUAUUCUGAGUUAUCAGUGAUUGGACGACUGAGGAAGAUCUCAAGGUGCGGGCCCUUCAGUAUGUUCUGUAAACUGAUGCACACAUGGAAGGGCAUCUUCUCACCCGUGGAGGUGGCGCAGAAGGUGAAGCACUUUUUCGGAAUGUACUCCCUGAACCGCCACAAAAUGACCACCAUGACACCAUCCUGCCACGCUGAGAGCUACAGCCCUGAUGACAGCCGCUUUGACCUCCGACCUUUCCUCUACAACACGCGCUGGCCCUGGCAGUUCAGGUGCAUCGAUGAUCAGGUGGGAAUCUGUGUGGGCCCAGAAUUUAUUGCUGAUCCUGUGACACACUCUUUGACCCACAUAUUAAAAAAAAGACAUGCCGUGUGUUUCAUACAUGCACACUUAAUAAUACGAGGGCUGUCAAUAAAGUAACGGUCCUUUUUAUUU